GUAUAUCCUGGUCAAUAUCAGUCAGUCAAUUAUGACGUUACAAUUAUAAGGUCGUUUUAACUACUGUGCGUAACUCAAAAAUCCGUCCGAUACACACUAAGUGUAUUCAUUCUGAUCAUCUGGUCGCAGGAUGUUUAAUAAAGAUUCAUGUCAUGAUUUGUUUCUGCACUAUUACAAAGCGUGGGGCGGGGUUGAGGAUUAUGAAUCAACUAAUCUUGGGAUUCCUGAAUUUUUCCAGCGUGUCCCGCAAGAUCAUGAAAUUUUACCGGCGAAAUUACGAGAAGAUGCCAGAUCUGCUUUGUUGGAGAGGAAAAGUAUGGGAUUAUUGUGCAACAGUGAACUACAAGAAUUCUGGUAUCUUUUGGAACGGUUUCACUCCCCACCUACUGUGAACGGAGAAAAAUUUAUGAAUUACGAAAGUUUUCGUAAGGCAUCAAAAGAAGCAUCUCCUAAGGCUAAGCAAUAUUUUACCGCAACAACAUUUGCAAAGUUGCUUCGGGAAGAUGAGGUUCUAUCACGGAUCAAUAUUCUAGCCUUUUUCAACUAUGUUAUGAAAAAAGUUUGGUUACAACAAACUCAUGUCGGCAUAUCACUUUAUGAUGUAUGUGGUGAAGGCUAUUUACGUGAAGCAGAUCUAGAAAAUUAUAUCCAAGAGCUGAUCCCCACUUUAUGUCAGUUAUCCGAAUUGGAGCCAUCAUUUCUGACAUUUUAUGUGUGUACAGCUGUACGAAAAUUCUUCUUCUUUCUGGAUCCUUUACGUUCAGGUCGUGUACGUAUCACUGAUAUAUUAGCUAGUGGAUUUUUAGACUCUAUGCUAGAAUUACGUGAAACAUCAACAUCAGAGGCGCAAUUAGCUGCAAACUGGUUUAGUCAGCAAUCGGCUGAACGUGUCUAUGGUAGUUAUUUACUCCUAGAUGAUGAUCGUAAUGGAUUGUUGACACGUAAUGAAUUAUCGCGUUUUGGCAAUGGGACAUUAACUGAUGUAUUUCUUGAUCGUGUGUUUCAGGAGUGCUUAACUUAUGAAGGUGAAAUGGAUUAUAAAACUUACUUAGAUUUGGUACUUGCUAUGGAGAAUAAACACGAACCGCAGGCAAUUGCUUUCCUAUUUCGCAUUCUUGAUGUCGGUGGUCAGGGUAAACUGACUUCAUUGACUCUGCGUUAUUUCUAUGAUGGGAUUGAAGAAAAACUACGUGCUACUGAUAGUGAUCCGCCGAGUUUCGAUAAUGUUUUGAAUGAAAUCUUUGAUAUGGUACGACCAGCUAAUCCCCAUUACAUUACCCUAGAUGAUUUAAUUAAUUGUGGUAAAGGAGAUACCGUUAUGAGCAUACUGAUUGAUCUUCAAGGAUUCUGGGCGCAUGAAAAUCGUGAAGCUUUCACUUCUGAACUGCCAGAUGAAGCAGAACUUUGAAUUACUUUUCAUAUUCUUGCCCGACUAAUUAUUUUUCUACUUUGUGAUGAUUGUUGGUUGUUCAAACAUUUUCUUACAUGGUACCGCUUUAAUUCAGGUUCAGUGUUUAGAUAUUUUUCAUAUAAAUUUCAUGGUCUCAAGAGUAACGAUGAAUUUGUUGUUCUUUUAUAUUGAAUAUCUAAUUAAUCAUUUCCUCACUACAUAUAAUUUUUGAAAAACAUUUUGCUGAACUAUAUAGGGAUUUAUUAAAAUUUGAUGGUUUUUUAGUGUUUCAUUCUAAAUAACUUAUCUUUGUCUCUAGUUUGAUGCAUGAGGCUAUUUAUUGCUGUUUGUGAUUUCCCGUUCAUUAUUUCAAUGAACUGAGUUGAUCGAUCUCUGUUAGGUAUAUCAACUCCUUGGAUGAAUGCUCCGAUAUUGCGUCAAAUUUCAUUUUGGUGCAGUUUGCUGGGUUGUGGUGAGUGGUGGAAUCCAAGGUGCACCUGCAUCCUAGUGACGGCCUGCUGGAUUCGAGUCUCAGUGGAAAUAUCAUCACUCACUGGGAUUUAGGUACACUAGGUGAUGAAUCGCAAAUAGGACGAAACGCCCAUCCUGAAUUCUACUGCUAGCCACUAUCAAGUGAAUUACACCAUGGAGGAGGUUGUUCUUGACCAUUUUUAGGUGACCAAAAAAACGAAGGCGUAUGAUAGUAGUUCAUGAGUUCUAGUUUCAGUAGUAUACAUCAGCAUUUCAAGUGUAACGAGCAGAAUAAAAAUAACCGUAUUAUUUUGCAAAUCAGUGAUGCAGCACUGAUGGAUCUGCUAGGCUGCAAACCGCACUUUGUGUAAGGGUUUUUAAUUUUACCUGAUUGCGUAGCCUGGAGUAGAUCGAUUAUUUUUCGAACCAAGCACCCCCAGUGUAUAAAAUUGAGCGUCUAAAUCACAUUUCCCCAAAGGUGAAGAAAUAAUACUGUAAGCUGGAUGAGCGUAUUUUAAAA
Heterobilharzia americana is the source of this 2381-nucleotide messenger RNA. The record is from the annotation of a GenBank genome assembly. Lineage: Eukaryota; Metazoa; Platyhelminthes; Trematoda; Strigeidida; Schistosomatidae.